Messenger RNA from Ipomoea triloba (trilobed morning glory), 1865 nucleotides. RefSeq lists its product as uncharacterized. The coding region runs from base 163 to 1704 and encodes 513 amino acids. The transcript has a single exon. Gene Ontology annotation, molecular function: protein binding. The record is from RefSeq and is a predicted model, not a curated record. NCBI's taxonomy places the organism in Eukaryota, Viridiplantae, Streptophyta, Magnoliopsida, Solanales, Convolvulaceae.
CCAGGUAGCGCGUAAAUUCCAUAAAAUCACGGUCACCGUAACAAACCCCGGAGAUGAGUGAAAAAAAGGCCAUUUUCUACUCAACAAACCAUAAAAUCCUAAACCCACGCAACAACUCCAUUCCCCUCACUCAGAUCACCCACACUCUUCUCCCCUCCAUCCAUGGAGAACUACUCCUACACCUCUUAUCCGGAGUCCGGCGACUCCUCGCCGCGUUCCCGUGAAAUCGAGUUCGAAAAUCCGCCGUGGGAGGAUCCGAAUCAGCCUCUUCCGCCUAAUUACAAGGUCAAAUUCAUGUGCAGUUACGGUGGCAAAAUCCACCCCCGCCCGCACGAUAACCAGCUCACAUACAUCGGCGGCGAGACAAAGAUCCUCUCCGUCGAGCGCAAUAUUAAGUAUCCGCAGAUUAUCUCUAAGCUCGCUUCGCUUUGUGAUUUUGAUACCGUGUCGUUUAAGUACCAGCUCCCUGGAGAAGAUCUGGACGCUCUGAUUUCCGUCACCACCGACGAUGAUCUGGAGCACAUGAUGCAUGAGUACGAUCGGCUCUAUAGGGCUUCGCCGAAGCCGGCUAGGCUCAGGCUGUUCAUCUUCCCGGCUAAUCCUCCUACGGUGAUAUCGCAGAGCCGGAGUUUUGGCUCUGAUGAUACGAAAUCUGAGAAGGAUAGGUUUGUGGAAGCGUUGAAUUCCGGCCCUGUUCAGACAAAUCCUGCGCCUUCGGCGGUGGUGCCGCAGCCAGGGAACGCGGAUUUUCUGUUUGGAUUAGAGAAAGGAGCGCCGGCACCGCCUCAAGUUAAGUUGAGGGAUCCGGGGAUGGAGACGGUGGUUAAGGAACCGGAGAUGCCGGCACCGUGUAUGGAUGAUAGGAUGAUCGGAUCCGAUCCGAUCCAGAAACAUAUCCAGGAUCUGCAGAGGUUGCAUCUGGAAGAGCAACAGAAUAUGUAUCGCCGGAGAAGCGAUGACAAUCUCUCUCAGCAAUACGCCGGCGGUGACUACUAUCUAUCGAAGAUGCCAGAGAAAAUGACCCCGGUCACUGUUCAGGGAACGUUGUCUCCCCAGGUAGGAUACUGGACCGAGAAACAAAUGCCAAGCGGAGUAUUACCGGCGAGUAGCCUGGGUACGGAACAACCUGUCUACAUGAUUCCUGCCACCGCGAGUGCAUACCACGCGCCUAUGGUGAGGCCAAUGGCCCAACCGACAGCUCAGGGCUACUACGCUGUCCAGAGGAUGCCACCGGAAGCUUACCGGGACCAGACGGUGUACAAUGUUAUGUCCAACGUCCCUCCCUCCGUGCCGACCGUGGCGACGGGACAGCCAACCCUACCACCUCAGGCGGCGCAGAAGGUGCCGGGGUACUCCGACGGUUACGGGAUGGUGAGGCCGCAAAAUACGGGCACAGUUGGGAUCGGGAUGACCACCGACGCGGGGGGCUACGCACAAAUGGCGUACGACGGUGGAGUUGGCAGACAGGUGUACUAUACGCCGGGAGGUAUGGUGGCGCAGUCUGCACCCCAACAACAGCAGCAGUAUCAGGCGACGUCAGCACCCCAACAACAGCAGUAUCAGGCGACGUCAGCACCCCAACAACAACAGCAGUAUCAGGCUGCAAAGCCGGCGGCAGCCGUUAACUCCGACAGCAGACCCCCCGCCAAUCUCAAUCAAGACGCCGGUAAGGUUGUUCCUAAAGCCACUCAGGCUUCCGUGUGAUUAACGACCCAGAUUAAACGGAAAAAAAUUGCCAUAAUCCCUAAUUAUAUCAGUGUAAUAAUGUUCUCUAGAUAUUAUCAUUAUCUUGUUUCAAGCAUCAUUAUCCUUGUGUUCUGUACAUUUAAGUGGAAAUCAAAUCAAAUUUCAUCUUUCCUCUUUCA